AUGUUAUUCUAUCAGGUUGGAGACUUUGGUCUAGCGAGAUGGCAGCCUGAUGGGGAACUUGGUGUAGAGACACGAGUGAUUGGAACAUUCGGCUAUUUAGCUCCAGAGUAUGCUGAAAGCGGACAGAUCACAGAGAAAGCGGAUGUCUACUCGUUUGGGGUUGUUCUAGCUGAGCUAGUCACUGGACGCAAAGCCAUUGAUAUCACCAGGCCUAAAGGCCAGCAAUGCCUCACUGAAUGGGCGCGUCCGCUACUUGAAGACUAUGCGGUGGAUGAACUAAUCGAUCCGAGGCUUGGGGACCGUUUUGUAGAAAGUGAGGUUAUUUGUAUGCUUCAUGCAGCUUCUUUGUGUAUACGUAGAGACCCGCAUUUGAGGCCACGCAUGUCUCAGGUGUUGCGUAUACUGGAAGGAGAUAUGAUAGUGGAUGGGAACUACGGUUCAACUCCAGGCUCAGACGCAGGCAACAGAAGUGGGAGGUUCUGGGCGGAACAUUACAGCGGCCAGCUAACGAAAGAUGGGUAUGGGUCGGGUAGGUUCAGUGAAAGGAUGUCUGUUGAAACGCCAAGACUAGCUUUACGUGAGAGGGAAAGAGGUCAGAGGUUGGAACUAAACCACAACAAGCAAUAAGAGAGCUAUCUGAGUAAAAUCACAUAACUGUGUCUUAAGAAAAGUUUAGUAAUGUGUUCCAAAGCUGGCAAGAAAGCUUUUCUGACCCUUUUUGUUUGUAUAGUGAGCAAGAUGCAAAAGAAAAGUUGCUAUAUGUCUUAUCAAGGAGUUUGAAUUUUUUUU
Molecule: messenger RNA, 789 nt
Organism: Brassica oleracea var. oleracea
Lineage: Eukaryota; Viridiplantae; Streptophyta; Magnoliopsida; Brassicales; Brassicaceae
Product: inactive protein kinase SELMODRAFT_444075-like
Exons: 4
Coding region: 1-627 (208 amino acids)
Biological process (GO): protein phosphorylation
Molecular function (GO): protein kinase activity; ATP binding
Source: RefSeq, a predicted model, not a curated record